UAUCCUGUCUCCGUCAUCUCUGCUCAUUGCAUUACUGGUGCACUUUCUCAAUUUUUGAGGACAUCUGAUGUUUCGUUAUUGCAGACCAGAAAUGCUGGCCCGUUUACCAGUCAACGGUUGUUACCGCCGGCAGAUGCCAUCAGCAGUUCAAACUUGAUGCCAGCGUCCUUGUCGUAGGUCCGGGGUGCUACCGCAUUGUCUGCGUGCAUCUCGGAAUGGAUAAGGCUAUGGACGACACCUCAAGGCUAUUCUAUUCGCUCAAUAUCGAGGGGGAAAAUGGUAUCUCCUCUAAUGCCAGUUACUUCCCGUCGGAGACUGAGGAUUUCAGCACUCGGACCAGCGUUCUGUCACCGCAUACCGAUGUUUCGACACGGCCUACCACCUACGACCAGCUCAUUGAUUAUCUUGACACGCUCAAGGUAGCCGUCAUAGAUGGGGACAACCUUCUACUGGGGAAGAAUAUAGGACUUGGCGCCAGCUUCCACGUCCAGGAGGGCAGGUUUCUUGAUCGAAGCAUCCAUUCCUCAUUCGUCGCGGUGAAAACGCCUCGAGAAAGUAUCCACAAGCAUCCCCAUAUCUUGAGCUCCAUCAUCAGGGAAGUCCUAGAUGAAAUACGAGUUAUGUCCCAUCUUUCGCUGCACCCGAACGUAGCAACCCUUCUGGGCGUCGUGCUCGAGGAAGCUGGAGGCGAGCGCCUCCUGCCUCGGAUUGUCAUGGAGCGAUCUGUUGGAUCGUUGGGAAGUCUUCUUCGGAAAUCACAGGGAGGGCUUCCCAGACAUCUAAAAACCCGAUUUUGUCUGGACGUAGCUGCCGGUCUCGAAGCUCUUCACCUCAUCGAGAUCGUCCACGCCGACGUCAAGUCAGAUAACAUCCUCAUCUUCUAUACGGCAGAAAAUUGGUUUGAGAAUUGCGUACCCAUGUUGACUGCAAAAGUCUCCGAUUUUGGAUUCUGCGUCCCUGAUACGAAUGCACGGGAUCUCGCUAUUGGUGCCAAAGGAACCGUGCGAUUUAAGGCACCGGAGACUCUUUAUGAGGCGCCUCCGUCCUUGUGCCAGUAUGCUAAUCUUCCUCAGCGAGACCUCUACUCUUUUGGAGUGCUAGUAUGGGAAGUUGUCAAUGACGGUCGUCUUCCAUUUCCCACUGUCAGCGACGCCAACAUUCCGAGCCUUCAGCUCUCCACCGAAGAUGGAGCGUCUGAUGCCCUUAUCAACAGCAGUGUGGUGGAAGUUGAGGGUUUCUUGACAACUAUACGGGGUACUGUCCGCAGGAGUCCCAGUACUCGAAUGUCAUGGCAGGACGUCUUUACGUCGCUUUCGACGGCUUGCGACGCUUCUUGUAUUUCCCCAAGUCCCUGCAUUUCUAUUGUACAGGUAUGUUAGUUUACUAUCUUUUCAUUUCUGCGCUCGUUCAUCGCCAGAAAGUACUUCACAGACCCAAGCGAACGGCAAAUCGCGGCUCAGUGGACCGAAUUCCAACAAGUCGGAUGGAUACCAAAGGUGCCUUUUCCGUAUGCGGUGGGUCCCAGCAUUAAUGCUGCAGUACCUGACGUUCUUACUCUCUCCCAGACAUGGCGAAAUGGCGACGACAGCAGCUACUCAAG
Molecule: messenger RNA, 1600 nt
Organism: Guyanagaster necrorhizus
Lineage: Eukaryota; Fungi; Basidiomycota; Agaricomycetes; Agaricales; Physalacriaceae
Product: kinase-like protein
Exons: 1
Coding region: 216-1379 (387 amino acids)
Biological process (GO): protein phosphorylation; signal transduction
Cellular component (GO): cytoplasm
Molecular function (GO): protein kinase activity; ATP binding
Source: RefSeq, a predicted model, not a curated record